This is a messenger RNA of Trypanosoma cruzi, 1224 nucleotides long. RefSeq lists its product as uncharacterized. Bases 1 to 1224 code for a protein of 407 amino acids. NCBI's taxonomy places the organism in Eukaryota, Euglenozoa, Kinetoplastea, Trypanosomatida, Trypanosomatidae. The transcript has a single exon. The record is from RefSeq and is a predicted model, not a curated record.
AUGUCUGCUGGUGGUCCUGGCGACCGCCGUCACUUUGUUCUUUUUCAGCACGGCGUUUGGGGAACAUCCGCAGACUUUGACGCUCUCAUACGUUGUGUUUUUGAAGAAAAUGAAAGAAAUUGCCAUAAAACCCAUGAUGAGCACCUGCGUGAAGUGACACUGGGGGAUUUUGCCUCAGCACUGGGACCGAACUGCAAGACGAACGAGGCCGGAGGUCGACUUUUUGCUUGGAGAGGCCUGACGUGUUUUGCCCCUGGCAGCAACCGGUGGAAGGGCACGAAUUGGAGGACACGCACCUGCGCCUCUCGGACUCUUAAAGAGUUUUUGCCCGUGUUUGGCGACUGGCUGAGGACGGUGGAAGAAAACGAGGAGGGGGGCAAUUGCCCCGUCUGCUUUUCUGUUGUGGGACACUCGUUCGGUGGGAUCAUUGUUCGGGAGUUUUUGUACUUGCUGCUUGUUGCCGUGGAGGGGGAUGAGUUGGACGAUGGGCCCUUUGACGAGGUCCGAUGCGUGCGUGAGAAACUUGUGCAAUUAAACGUCACGUUUGAGAAUUUCAUCACCAUUGCGACGCCGCACUGCGGAGUGGGACAGUGCCUUCUUUCCGCCAUGUACUAUGGAACAUGGUUUCUCGCCGUGCUGUGCGCACCGUCUCUGAGUGAGCUCCUCCUCAAGGACAGCGAGGCGGUGUUGUCGACGCAUCUCAUUGACAGGGGCCAUCUCGCGGCACUCCGUCUGUUUCGACGACGAACACUUUUUGCGAAUACACAGAAGGACAUGCUGGUGGGCUUUGCGACGUCCUCCUUGUUAUAUGGUGGUGCCAGAGACGACACUGUUCGCAUUGUGGGGUUGGCGACGGAAGCCUUGCCGUGUGCCUCCGCCUUUUCGGAGGAAAACUCUGAGUACUCCGCGGUGAUGCACUUACCCCGGUUGCGUGAGAGAAGUGGGAGUGUGACUCCAACGCACACGCUGAAGGAUUUGUAUCACGAAGGUGUGGGCGAGGAAAGACAAGAAAGUGAGAGCGAAUAUGCAGAAUUGGCCGCCCACGGUUCUCCACAGUCCAUUGCUGAGGCGCUGCGACAAGAGCUUGACUGGCGGCUUGUCGCGUUGAGGUACACCGGUCGUUUUCCGGUGGCCCAUGUGGCGUGUUUAGGACUGGUUCCGCGGGUUGCUUCAUCACCAGCAAUUAUGAGGCGUGUGGCACAGGAGAUUAUUCAGCUGCAAUAG